CUCCUGCAACGUCGGUGAUGUCCCUGGGCAACAACAAAGACCUUCUCCUUUCCAUGGCCAAAAAGAACCAGAAUCUGUCCUUUCUCAAGUCAGACAAGAUUGGUCUGACUGAGGAGGCGACUGUGAAAGUGUCCUGCUUGCUGCAGCUGUUUGACAGGUGUUUGAGGUGCAAAGGUGAAGCGUACAGCCUGGUGACGCACCGUGAGGGAGCUGUCUUCUCCGUCGCACAGAUGUGCUGGAGCUGUCAAUUCACUGUGACAUGGGCGAGUCACUCGAAACUGGCUGAUGUUCAAAAUGAGCAAGAGCGGGAGAAGGAUGGAAAUGAAGCAGAGGAAGAGGAAAGUGAUCAGGAUAUGGAGGAAGAGGAAGAAGAGGAGAAACAGCCAACAGGAAAAAAGAGGAAGAGAAGGGAUAGCGAUGAAGAGUGGGCUCCAGACGUACAGGAGUUUACCAGGGAGUUUGUUCGCCAGUCCUCUGAUGACAGCGAAGGGUCCAGUUGUGAAGAAGACGAAGAUAAUGAUGAUGAUGAUGAUGAUGAUGGGGAAUGUGCCUCUGAGUUGUUGGUGUGGUGCAGUGAGUGCAGGUUGAAGAUCACCAACAGCUGCCUCAGACACAAACACCCUCUGCUCUACUGCUGCGUUCUCUGUGGCUACGCAGAACCUCACGAGGACUGUACUGGCAUCAGAGGAACCGAGAGCACCCGCUAUUCUGAGGAACCCCUUCGAGAGGCCUCUUUCACCAACACACCUGAGGGAGGAGAAGCUGAACGCUCGAGUGGCCAACAGGUUGACUGUACUCUUCAGCAUGCCACAACUGGCAUGAGGAGAACCUGCGACGAGAGCACCUGCGAUUCUGAGGAGCCCCUUCAAAAGGCCUCUUUCACCAACACACCUGAGGGAGGAGAAGCUGAAUGCUCGAGUGGCCAACAGAUCGACUGUAGUCUCCAGUGUGUAGUACUCACCACUAGUCACUUGAAAGAGGCCAGUAGAGGUCCUGAGGGACCAACCAGCACCAAUGACAACCAGGAUGGGACUGACCAUAUCCAACCAAUAAGUGCCACAACUGAGGGUCAACUCAGUAUAAACAACCAAUCGGGUGCCACCACUGAGGUUCCACACAGUAAAAACAACCAAUUGGGUGUCACUAGUGAGGGUCCACACAGUGCAAAUGAUGAAAUCCAAGAUGGCAACACAGGCUGUGAACUUAAGUCUAGUACACAGAUCAAGCCUCCGUUUGCCGUGUACUUCAGCGAUCCGUACAACCUGCAGUCUCACAUGGAAGAGCAUCACUAUAACCAGUGGCAACGAAAGCUCUGCACGGACUGUGGCAAGUUCUUUAUCAAGCCCAACGCUGCAAUGGCGCACGAUUGCGAACACAAGGCGAAGCCGUUCAUCUGUGCGACCUGUGAGAAACGGUUCAGUACAGAGGCGGGUUUACACACACACCAGUACGUCCACAAAGAGGAACGCCUGGUGCAUUGCCAGUUCUGCUUUAAGGGGUUCAGACAAACGGUGGACAAAGUCCAGCACGAGGAAAGCCAUCAGGCAGAGGUACUGAAGUUCUACUGCCGCGAAUGUCCCAAGCGCUUCGCGGACCGCCACAGUCGAAGCGUUCACAGGAAGACUCACUGGACGGAGGACCGGUUCUUUUGUAAGUACUGUGACAAGGGAUUUAAGGAGAUGCAUCAUCUACGGAGACAUAAGUUGCUUCACACUGGAAAGAAGCCGUUCCCCUGUGAAGUGUGUGAUCGCUCCUUCAACCAGAGUGGCCACCUCAAGUCGCACAUGCGCCUCCACACAGGCGAGAGACCCUUCAAGUGCCAGCAGUGUGAGAGGAGCUUCAACCACAACGUCAGCCUCAAGAACCACCUCCAGCGACACCACGGACCCAAGACGGCUACAGCUGAACAGGAGAACCAAGAGUAGGCUUUUGGUUUGCAGCAUGCAUGCAGGUUCCAGAACUGACAACGGCUCAUCCAAAUAGACUUUGCAGAACAGGACUGAGAGAACAGUAGGCUACUGAGAAGUCAAGGAUUUGUUUCAGAACUGAUUUGUUUCUUUGAGAAGUCUGGCAGGAGUCUUCUGACAUACAGCAUGCAUGUUCCAGAACUGCAGAAUAUUCAAGACAUUCCGAUUUUUCACAACUGCAGGAAAGUUCUGGAACAUCUGUGUCUGUGUGUGUGUGCGCGUGUGUGCGCGCGCGCAAGAGAAAAGAAGCCAAGUCACCUACCUCAGAAAAUUAUUUGUGCCAUUGUCUGUCAAGGGUCUUGAUUCUUGACAUGCUUGUUAGUUGUGACAGCCUCAGGUUACUUGUCUGACAUGGCAAGUCUUAUUCUUAAUGUUUAAUUUGAGUAUUUUGGACAUUUUGAAAAGCUACUACAUUGCUGAAAAGUUUAAAACUAUUAAUUAAUAUCGAAUCCCAUUACUUUGAGAUAAGAACCCACCUACCUCAGAGAUACUUUGUUAACCUGCCAUUUUGUAUCAAGGAACGUAUCCCUGGCAUGUUUGUCUUCAGUCUCAUCCUUUGCAUGUUAAAGUUAAGUAUUUUGGAGAAUAGAGCAGGAUUACCUGUUGUGGAAAACCAUUGUGGCCUUGUUGGUGAUAUUUUUUUUGAAAUAUUUUAUUUUUACUGAAACGGCUUGACACGUUUGUACAUCCUUUGAAAUUUCGUACAAUUUCUUUCGUAAAUUUCUUUCAAAAUAUAAAACAUGUUCUUGUCUUCCCGGAUAUCACAAGAAGGAACAAACUGUGUCUGCUUUAACUAAUCCCACGCAAGAGAGGGAUGUGUUAAAGGGACACUGUGCAGGAAAUGGUCAAAAACAGUACUGCAACUAUGCUGCUCAUUGAAACUGGGUUGCCUAUUGCCAAAUUUGAUCUUUACAUGAAAGUUUACUAAGUAAUAAACAAAUAUUUUCUAGUAUGGUCCAAGUACAGUCAUUUUUGCAGCUAAAAAUGGCUAUUUUUGGAAAUUCAAAAUGGCAGACCAUGGAGAGGAUCCUCAUUUUCAUGUAUGAAAAGUGCUAAUUUUCCAGUCAUAAUGAAUACUUAGAAUUUGAUGCUGGUGUUAAGUAUUCAUGAAAAAGGUAACAUUAGUGAAUGGGCAGCAUGAAUUCUGGAAAUAAACAACUAAAAUCUCACACCGUGUCCCUUUAAGUUAGCACACCCUUGGCUAAGGAUCCUUCAAAAGCUAAGUAUAGAAGUUCAGACAAACACGAUUAUUAACACAGUCUGAGGGAAAUCAAAGUGAAUCUCUCAGGUAUUGCAUAUAGCUGCCCUGCCUGCCCAGUAGAAAACGCACACCAGUGAAGAAUUGGCUUGAUGGAGAGGCAUCGCCUGAUGUGCAACAUGCCUUGCUCAAAAUAUUUGAGUUAUAUAUUUGUGUACAUUUUUAAAAGGUUACGAAACCAAAUGCAUGGUUGGAGAAAGUGUCUGAAUGGAGACUGUAAGAAUGGAGAUUAUUGAAUGACUCAGAUUACACUGUUGAUGCUAUUUCAAGUAGAGUUUGGGCCUGUUUGUGCUAGCUCACCCCCACUGAAGAUGUGGCAUCCCCCUCGGUGCUACUGGCCCUGACAAGACAAAAGGACACUUUUGGGGUGGGGGGUUGCAGUAUAUAAUCUCACUUCAGAGAUUCCUCUGGGAGUCUCAUCAAACCUCUGAAUGGGGCUCCAACCUGUCUUUCUCUCCCUCUCUCUUUCUGUCUAUCCAUCUUGGGUAUUUGAUUUCACUGUAUCCUAUGUAACCUAUAGUAGCCUUGAGUUAAAUGUAAUGUUACC
This is a messenger RNA of Engraulis encrasicolus (European anchovy), 3772 nucleotides long. RefSeq names its product oocyte zinc finger protein XlCOF7.1-like. The record is from RefSeq and is a predicted model, not a curated record. Gene Ontology annotation, molecular function: DNA-binding transcription factor activity; RNA polymerase II cis-regulatory region sequence-specific DNA binding. The coding region runs from base 18 to 1925 and encodes 635 amino acids. NCBI's taxonomy places the organism in Eukaryota, Metazoa, Chordata, Actinopteri, Clupeiformes, Engraulidae. The transcript is spliced from 5 exons. Gene Ontology annotation, biological process: regulation of transcription by RNA polymerase II.